Molecule: messenger RNA, 2225 nt
Organism: Clupea harengus (Atlantic herring)
Lineage: Eukaryota; Metazoa; Chordata; Actinopteri; Clupeiformes; Clupeidae
Gene: msh4
Product: mutS homolog 4
Exons: 13
Coding region: 1-1635 (544 amino acids)
Biological process (GO): mismatch repair; reciprocal meiotic recombination
Cellular component (GO): nucleus
Molecular function (GO): ATP-dependent DNA damage sensor activity; ATP binding; mismatched DNA binding
Source: RefSeq, a predicted model, not a curated record
AUGCCUGAAAUGCAACUGGCCUUGGAAUACGUUAGCUUGCCCACACUUGGCCCCAUAGUCCAGGUGGCUGAGGCCAAGAUCACCCAUGUAAUUCAGUUAAAACACACCCUGGAGUUAGUACCACCUAUGAGGAUGGCCCUGAAGAGCUGUAAAACAGCACUCCUCAAAGCUUACUCCUCUAUGCUGGAAGAUAACAGAUUUGAACUUAUUCUGGAGCAGAUCAAGACAGUAAUCAAUGAUGACAUCAACUACAUGACCGGCAGCCUGAACAUGCGCACACAGAAGUGCUAUGCUGUACGACCAAACAUUAAUGAGUUCUUGGAUAUUGCCCGCAGAGCAUACACUGAAAUUGUUGAUGACAUCGCAGCAUUAGUGGGUCAGUUGGGAGAGAGGCAUAGCCUGCCCCUGCGCACCAGCUUCAGCACAGCGCGAGGCUUCUUCAUCCAGAUGAGGCUUGAGGGUGUUGCUCUGCCCGGAGGACAGCUCCCCUCAGAGUUCAUCAAGGUGACCAAGUACAAGAACAAUUAUAGCUUCACAACGGCGGAUCUGAUACGAAUGAAUGAUCGCUGUGAUGAGGCCUUACGUGAGAUCUACCAUAUGUCUUACGUGGUGGUGUGUAAGCUGUUAACUGUUGUGCAUGAUUCAAUCCACUGCCUGUACAAGCUGUCUGAUGCUGUUUCCAUGCUGGACAUGCUGCUGUCUCUAGCUAAUGCCUGUACAGUCUCCAAGUAUGUGCGUCCUGAGUUUACUGACACUCUUGCUAUCAAGCAAGGCCGCCACCCCAUUCUCGAGCGUAUUCGCGGACAACAGCCUGUCUCCAAUAACACCUACAUCUCUGAGGGCAGCAACUUCAUCAUCCUCACAGGCCCCAACAUGAGUGGCAAAUCCACCUACCUGAAGCAAGUAGCUCUGUGCCAGAUAAUGGCUCAGAUCGGAUCAUUUGUACCUGCUGAGUAUGCCUCCUUUCGCAUUGCUGACCAAAUCUUCACAAGGAUUGGAGUUGAUGACGACUUUGAGACUAAUUCUUCCACAUUUAUGGUGGAGAUGAAAGAGGUUGCAUAUAUAAUCCACAACGUGAGUCAUCGUUCACUCAUCAUUAUUGAUGAGUUGGGGCGAGGCACGAGUGCAGAGGAAGGUGUGGGGAUCUGUCAUGCUAUUUGUGAAUUCCUGCUGAACAUGAAGGCUUUUACCCUGUUUGCCACACAUUUCUUGGAGUUGUGCCAGCUGCAGAGCUUGUAUCCCAAUGUGGAGAACCAGCAUAUGCUGGUGCAGCACACACGUGCGGAGGACGCUGAGCGUGUGGUAUACACCUACCUGCUCGGCAGUGGGCAAUCUGAGGAGAAGAACUAUGGCAUUAGAGCAGCAGAAAUGACUGCGUUACCAAGGACGAUCAUUCAAGAAGCCAAAGCAGUUGCUGGUAAAGUUAGCCAGAAGUUAUGGGCCAAGCACCACAGUGACUUUGACACAGUCCGUCAGCGAGCUGUCUACCACCUUGCCACACGGCUAAUCCAGACAGCGCGGAAUUCUCAAUUGGAUCCAGGCAGCCUUCGACUCUAUUUACAGGGACUCAAGAAACAAUAUGAGGAUGAGCUACAUAUAGCCUCAGCGACUACUGUCACAUAUACAGAAGAGUGAGGCUAAGAGAGAGAGAAAAUGUCUGGGAAACAGAAACAACUUGUCCUGGACAGUCUUGUCUGUAAAUGUUUGUUGAACCGAAAAUAUUUUUUUCCUUAUUUGUCCCUUGUUAUCUUUAAGUAAAAUUAAUCAAAUUACCCACACAAUCACAGAGAGACUGCCACAAAUGCAACACGAUUUCCAUAUUAGUCAAACAUAGACUUCUAUCAAAUGUACAUCUGUCAGUAAAUGUCAACUUUUCCCCUUGCUCCGCUACUUGUUGCUUGGAUGGCUACCUUGAAGGCGUGGUGCGGGGUGAGGUGGGGGUUAUUACUUGUACAUUGUACAAUACAUUGACAUUUCAUACUCUAGUGCUGAAUGUCCUAAUGCUGUCUUCAUACAUGAUAAAGUAAAAGGUUCACAACUCUAAACUUAGAAGUCCCAAUGAGUUCUGUCACAAUGAUAAAAAGUAUAAGUGAUCAUUUGAAUCUUAACAAGAACACUUAAUAACUAUUACUCUUAUUAAAAUAUUAACAUAAUAAACUAAAAGAAACGCAUACUGUGUAUAAUAAUAUUAAUUAACACAAAUAAUACAAACCAUAAUAACAAAA